Messenger RNA from Neurospora hispaniola, 1690 nucleotides. RefSeq lists its product as uncharacterized. Gene Ontology annotation, biological process: response to selenium ion. The transcript is spliced from 2 exons. Bases 38 to 1690 code for a protein of 550 amino acids. NCBI's taxonomy places the organism in Eukaryota, Fungi, Ascomycota, Sordariomycetes, Sordariales, Sordariaceae. The record is from RefSeq and is a predicted model, not a curated record.
UGCUCAUUGAAAACCGGAUUGUUGACUACCGACCAAGAUGUCCCGCCGAUACCCCGACAAGAAGUACUACGACAACGACCGCGGUCUACCACCAAGACCGCCACGUUCACAAAGAGAUCAACGGGACGACGAUAACCGUAGGGAACGUGAUUACCCGCCAGCGAGAAAUUACCCGAAUUCAAACUACAGCUCAUCGUCGAGAAACCCACCAGACCGACGCAACCCUCCACCGAGAUCAGACUAUGGCGGAUCGAGAAAUGACCGUCAGAGAUCCAGAUCACCACCGCCCUACCCGCGACGAAGUAACCAGAUCAUCAACAAUCACCAGCCAGGCGGCUUAAGGUCUGGUCGGUUAUCCCCACCACCGAGAGAAAGACAAAACGACAGGUCCACAUCUGGCAGGAACUCCCCGGCUCGAAGUACGAGCAGUGGAAAUCGGACUCCUGCACCGGCAAGAACAGCGCAGCCUUCUCGAGCGCCUUCUCACGGUCCAUCUAGGGCUCCGUCCCCAGCUCGAGCUCCGCCCUCUCCCAGUAGAGCUCUAGCACCAGCGUCAGCUACCAAACCCAAAGGAUUUUCAGCUCCAAAGACCAAGAAUCCCCGAAACACAUUUCAUUUUCUUGAGCUCUCCCUCGUCCAAGACGCCAUCAUCCACGAUUCGCACAUCCUACAAGAUCUCGGACAGUGUAUAGAUGAAUGUGAGCAAAAAGAUCCCAAUACGCCAUGGGAGCAGCAGGAAAGGGGGAAGGAGUUCCUCAAGUGGUUUGAGGAGUAUAGAAGUUCGGUGACGACGUUGAGGCCGGUUGUUCCGGGGAUGCGCGACCACGCCCUACUAACAAUGAAAGACAUGAUCAAGAAGAAGUUAACGAGGAGGAAGUUGUUUACCGAGCUGUAUCCACCACCAUCAACGGAGGAUGAGAAGAAGGAUACCAGCGAUAUCAAAAACAACAAUCCAAAUCCAGAACCCAAACCCACCAUCGACGUCUCCACAGACGUCAUCUGCCUCCUCCGCCCACCCCCCUUCUCCAAACGCUCGCAGUACAUCACCUUUGCCCCUUACCACCUUUCCUCCUCUCCCACUCAACCAUCCCCCUCCAACAUACUAAUCACCACCUCCCCAGCCCUAACCAACCUAUCAGGCUCCCACCCCUUUUCCCUCUCCUCCGCCUUACCAGUUCUCCAAGGCCUCAAGCGCGUCGCCUUCCUCUGGGACUCCGCCUCCCCUCCUAACGGGCCCGGUCCAUUACCCGCCGACUUGGCAUUCUUGUUUCCAGAUAACUUACCCAGCCUAGAAACGAUCUAUAUCCUCCAUCCGGAGAUUCGUCCAAGAAGCGAAUGGUUCUGGGUGAGUCCUGAGUGUGAUACGUUUAUGGGAGGGGAGGGACAAGGGAGUGAGGCGUUGUUUGUAGAGGUGAGGGAGGGGGAUGUUGAGGGGACUGGGACGGGGAUGGGAACUACGGGGAACAUAAAGGGAGGAAGUAUGUGGGAGGUUUUGGGGGAGGAAAACGAUGGGGGUGGGAAAAGGGAUGUGUGGGGGAGGGGAGGAGGGGAGGAGGUCAAGGUUAGUGAGGGGGUAAGGGAUGCGUUGAGGGAGGUUAAGGCUUUGGAGGGGUUGUAUAACGCUGAGGGCGCAAAGGGGAAAAGGAAUGUGAAGGUGAAGUUGAUGGGUUGUAUUCCUAUUCGGACUUGA